Messenger RNA from Pseudomyrmex gracilis, 944 nucleotides. RefSeq names its product argininosuccinate synthase (gene Ass). The record is from RefSeq and is a predicted model, not a curated record. Gene Ontology annotation, cellular component: cytoplasm. The transcript has 6 exons. NCBI's taxonomy places the organism in Eukaryota, Metazoa, Arthropoda, Insecta, Hymenoptera, Formicidae. Gene Ontology annotation, molecular function: ATP binding; argininosuccinate synthase activity. Gene Ontology annotation, biological process: urea cycle; L-arginine biosynthetic process.
AUGUCAGAUUUAAAGAAAAAAGCGAACAUUGGACAAGACGAAGAUUUCGAGGCUGUUAAAGAGAAGACGCUCAAAAUUGGUGUUAUUAAGGUUGUGAUAGAUGAUCUCAAAGAAGCGUUUGUAACUUCUUACGUAUGGCCCGCCGUGGCCUGUGGCUUGGUCUACGAGGGAAGAUAUUUUCUAGGCACUUCCAUAGCACGACCGUGCAAUUAGUCCGGGUUGGUCAAAGUCGCAAGAGCUGAGAACGCCAAUAUCAUCGCACACGGAAUAAUCGGAAAAGGGAAUGAUCAAGUUCGCUUCGAAUUGAACUGUUACAGCUUCUGUCCGGAAAUUACGAUUUUAACUCCGUGGAGGGAACCAAAGUUUUACACAAGGUUUCAGGGAAGGUCGGACUUACUAGAAUACGCGCGAAAAAAUAGAAUUCUAAUUUCAGCAACGCGGGAAGAACCGUGGAGCACUGAUGCUAAUCUUGUACAUAUUAGUUAUGAGUCAGGAAUAUUGGAGAAUCCUGUCAUUUCAGCACCGAGAAAUCUCUACAAGAUGAUCAGUGAUCCGGUUGAUUCUGUCUUAGAAGCGGAAGAGAUUGAAAUCAGCUUUAAAAAGAUAUAUCCGAUUAGCGUGAAGAGAACCAAAACGUUAAUUGACACUCCUCUGGAAAUUAUCGAGUAUCUUAACAAAGCCGAUGGCGCAUACGGUAUCGGUAGAAUAGAUAUUAUGGAAAAUCGUUGGAUUGAAGAUACACUAUCAUCAACCUGUGAAGUGUAAACGCAUGAAAAUGAUGGCGAUUGGCAGAUUGAGCGAAGUUUCGCUAUACAACGAGAAUCUAGUCUCGAUGGAUGAAAGAUGAAUUUGAGCUUGCGGACGCUACUGAAUUUGUCUGCACGCAGGCCCUCAGAUUGAAAGAGGACCAUCGAUUCAACGAACUGUCUGAGAAUCAACACAAG